CCCUCCGACCGGUCGGUAAAAGUACAGCCGAACAGUUCGGUGACGACGGAACAGCCAAUGAACAUAACUGGUACGUCGUGACGCAACAGGGCCCCGUUGAUAAGGAGCGGAGAGUCCAACCGGGACCUGAGAAGGAGGAACGGUGGUUUUGGGGGGCCAGCAAACACUCGCCUAUCAUCAGUCAACGUAAAGCCAACUCCUCCUCCUCUGCUGUUACGCACAUGUAUGCAGCCUCCUUCGCAAAAGACAAAACAUUAACUAAACAGACUACUGUGAAGGGAAAACUGCCUCUCCCGGAAGGCCGGCGGGAUUUUAUACAGCCAAGAGUAUUUUCUUUUUUCAUUCUUUAUUUUUCUAUUUCCUCUGCAGAGCACAAGUAGUGUGAGCGACAGAAAUCAGCUGCUGUAAGCAUCAACUUGGACUGUUGAAGCUGGAGAGGGGAGGAAGCCUUCCUCCCAGGCUUUUCUGGACAUAUCUCUUUCUUUUUUUCUUUCUUUUUUUUUUUUGGUUUAUUGUGACUGUGUGACGCAGCACAAGACUGCUGCCCCGCGUUCGCAGUGCCAGUUUUAAACACUUACUUGUUGUUCUGCACUAAAGGGGAGAGAUUUGCCAAUGCCUCGCAGACUGUCGAAAUCCUGAAAUAUUACUCCCGGCGAGGAGGAGGCAUCGGUACUGAGACCCAUGCAGCGGGGCUUCCAUAGUUGGUAUGUUUAUUCACCGUAAAUGGAAAAGAAAAAUAUAGAGCGAGUAAUUGGUAACAAAUAGAUAAUAUCAUACCUGAGAGGGGGAAAAAAAAUAGAUUCCCGAAAGAGAAGCGGAAUCUGUGCUGUUAUUUAUGAAUUAAUCAUAGCUUAUUAAUAAUGAGAGCUGCAGAGAUUCGGAUGACGGUUUCCAUUGGCAGAUGAGACGUAGUGUGGAGAACACGUGUCCAAUUUUUCCCACAUAUUUUUUCCUCCCUGAUCUGGAUUUCUCACUUGUCACGGCAAGAAAGGAAAACCUCAAAAAAAAAAAAAAAAAAAAAGCGAGUGGCAUUCUGAGUGGCAUAAAUUUGCGCACGGCUUUUGCCUCUGAUGGACAUCUUGGCUUGCAGAUCCGAAGAGAACAGUUAUAAUAUCCUACCGUCUGCGGCAACGAUGCUUUUCCAUGGCCUCCCUGGAGGCGACGUGCACGGUGUGGUGGAAGAAAUGGACCGGAGAGGAAAGAGCGAGUCAGCAGCCAUCAGCUCAGCCAUCGAUAUGGGGGAAUCAGAGACGUCCAUGCCGUGUAUGACCAGCGAGCGCGUGGCUCUGUGCGCCGGCUGCGGCAGGAAGAUCGCGGACAGAUACUACCUGCUGGCCGUGGACAAACAGUGGCACAUGCGCUGCCUCAAGUGCUGCGAGUGCAAACUCAACCUGGAGUCUGAGCUCACCUGCUUCAGCAAGGACGGGAGCAUCUACUGCAAGGAGGACUACUACAGAAGAUUUUCGGUGCAGAGAUGCGCUCGGUGCCAUCUGGGGAUCUCAGCCUCGGAGAUGGUGAUGCGGGCCCGGGACCUGGUCUACCACCUCAACUGCUUCACCUGCACCACCUGCAGCAAGAUGCUCACCACCGGGGACCACUUUGGCAUGAAGGACAGCCUGGUGUACUGCCGGCUGCACUUUGAGACUCUCAUCCAGGGAGAAUAUCAGACACAUUUUAACCACGCGGACGUUGUCCCGCACAAAGGCCUGGGCCCGGCCAACACGCUCGGACUAUCUUACUUCAACGGCGUGGGGACAGUGCAGAAAGGCCGGCCCAGGAAGAGGAAAAGCCCCGGGCCAGGAGCCGAGCUGGCGGCUUAUAACGCAGCGCUCAGCUGUAAUGAGAACGACGGCGAGUCCAUGGACCGAGACUCCCAGUACAGCUCCAGUCAGAAGACGAAGCGCAUGCGGACAUCCUUCAAGCACCACCAGCUGAGGACCAUGAAGUCCUACUUCGCCAUCAACCACAACCCAGACGCCAAGGACCUCAAGCAGCUCGCCCAGAAGACCGGCCUCACUAAGCGGGUCUUACAGGUCUGGUUCCAAAAUGCUCGGGCUAAGUUCAGGAGGAACCUGCUGCGACAGGAAAGCACCGGGGUGGACAAGGCCUCUGACGGCUCCACGCUGCAAGGUGGUACACCGUCGGGCCCAGCCUCGGAGAUCUCCAACGCCUCCAUGAGCCCCUCCAGCACCCCCACUACCCUGACAGACUUGACCAACCCCACCAUGCCCACCGUCACCUCCGUGCUUACCUCAGUGCCAGGCGGCAUGGACGUCCACGAGUGCCGGAGCCCAUCACAGACCACGCUGACUAGCCUCUUCUGAUGGACAGAACCCUUCACCUCAGCCUCAUCCCCAGCCCCUUCCCCCUCAUCUCUGCUCCACCAUGCUGGAUCUAAAACUGAGCACUGUUGACUCCUUGGAACAUAAGACGGAUUAGUAAAGAGAAGGUAACGGAAACAUAAAGAUAAGAAAUUAAUCUCGCUCUGAGCCCAUUAGAGACUAUUUGCAUAGUGAGGCGGCCAAGCCUUACAGAUGGAAGUUGUUGUUAUUUUGAUGUUGUCUUGUUGAGAACUGAGGAGACUUGAUUUGCAUUUUUCAAUGUUUACAGAAAGAGACUGCGGGGAAAAAAACUGCUUAAUUUUUUGAUUUUUUUUUUUUUCCAGCACAGUAUUUAUGUUGUUGUACAAGAGUCACUGUUAGAAGGAUUGUAAAAAAAUCUUUUUUUGAAAAUCUGAGAUUAAACACAGGUUACAAUAUCCUCUGACUGCCAUGUGCCUUACAGUCCAUUUUAUCUAAACUGCUGUUGUUAGAAAUAGAAUUGACCAUGGUCAGACAAACUGUUUGUUUCAGACGCGAGCUUAGGGAUAAUGACCUCUAUUGCGUGUGCAUGUGUGGGUGUGUGUGUGUGUAUAGAAUUAUGGCAAACUAAUUACUCUUUUCAACAUGUCAUUAAUCUUAACAUUUUUUUACCUAGUAGAACACUGACUUUGUCAAGAACAGGAUUUUAACUGAGCUAAAACCUAAUGUGAAAUGUUGAAGCAGUAGCAAUUCACAC
Molecule: messenger RNA, 3057 nt
Organism: Acanthopagrus latus (yellowfin seabream)
Lineage: Eukaryota; Metazoa; Chordata; Actinopteri; Spariformes; Sparidae
Gene: lhx2b
Product: LIM homeobox 2b
Exons: 5
Coding region: 1071-2324 (417 amino acids)
Biological process (GO): regulation of transcription by RNA polymerase II; neuron differentiation
Cellular component (GO): nucleus
Molecular function (GO): RNA polymerase II transcription regulatory region sequence-specific DNA binding; DNA-binding transcription factor activity, RNA polymerase II-specific
Source: RefSeq, a predicted model, not a curated record